AUGGCGGACCCUUUUGCGAUAACCGGGUUGAUUUUGCAAGUUAUAGAAACUGCUGGCCAGGUAUAUAGAUAUUGCAAGGAGGUCAAGAAUGCUGACAAUGAGAUCCGGGAAUUGUUUGGCGAACUUUUCGCUCUAAAAGCAGUUCUUGAGCAAAUGAGUAAAGAACGGCAAGGUACACUGAACAUAGAGGAUCCCAAGUCUGCACAAGCGCUUUCCUCAGAAUCGUUUCGUCACGCCUUGCUCAGCGCGAACGGCAUCUUGAAGGACAUCCUUGACGAUUUGAUGAAAAGACAACUACGAGGAAAAUCAUUCUUCAAGCAGUUAGGAUGGCCAGGGAAGAAAGAGAAACUUCAAGAUAGUAUUGUCCAGCUUGAACGUCUCAAGAGUUAUUUUAUCUUAGUUAUGGUGAAUGAGAGCUCGGCAAUGGACAAGGAGGUCCUAUCGUCAAUAAAUUACUUGACGGACCUGGGAACGCUGAUGAGACAAGAUAGCCAAAAGGACCUGCGUCAGAAGAUAAGGGAAUGGAUAUGUCCCUUUGAUGUGGAAGUAAGCCAUCGCAAAGCACGGUCUGUAUGCCAGGCUGGCACAGGAUCUUGGUUUAUCGAUGGUCCUUUUCAACGAUGGUUUCGAGGACAGGAGAAGUCUCGAUUGCUCUAUCUUGAGGGUAAAUCUGGGUCUGGGAAAACGGUCCUUUGUUCUACUGCUAUAGAAGAAGCGAGGAAAGCCACCCAAAGCACGGACUUUAGCUUGGCACUGUUCACGUACUGCUCGUUUCAGCUCAGUGCUUCCCAGAAGCUGGUCCAUGUUCUCGGUGCUUUACUCGCACAGCUUUCCGACCGCUUUCCUCAAGCCCUUGAUGUACUGGAGCCUGACUUUAGGAAGAAGUCACUUCCUUCUCCGGAUAUCCUUCUCCGGAUACUUCGCAGUCAUGCGCGUGAGCUUAAACGGCUGUAUAUUUUUGUCGAUGCUGUUAAUGAGAGCGAUGAGUGUGAAAAUAUUAUAAGCACAUUGCUGAGCCUCGCAGAAUCUGAAUAUCAGAUACAUGUGAUGGUUACCAGCACCGCAGCUUCAGUGACACUGAGUAAGGAUGAUCUUCUGAGAGCACAAAUGAAACCAUCUUCAAACCAGAACGACAUUCAGGAUUUCGUGAACGCGCAGCUGGAGACACGUCCAAGCCUUCGUUAUCUCCCCCAACACACUAAAAGAGAUAUAACUACCGUACUUAUUGCCAAGGCCAACGGAAUGUUCCGAUACGUUCAAUGUCAGAUUGACCUUCUCAGUGCCCAAGCAACUGGUCGAGGUGUCCGGAAGGCGCUUGCGACAUUGCCAGAAAGCUUAAAUGGAACGUACGAAGUGAUUCUCGGACAGAUCCCCCCGUAUAGCCGUGAACUCGCAAGAGAUGCACUUCUCUGGCUUACAUUUAGCCGACAACCGAUCACUUUGUCAGCAUUGAGCGAAGCUGUGGUCAUCAUCAAGGGAGACAAAUUUUUAGAUGAUGAAUGUAGGCUAUAUUCACCUACAGUCAUCCUAAAGAUCUGCCAGGGACUAGUGGCGUAUGAUGAAGUGACUUCGGUUAUAACAUUAGCCCACUCCUCGGUCAAAGCGUUUCUUACAUCCGAUGCUAUCAGACAGGGCCCUGCCGCAUACUACAGCUUGCAGGAGGUCGAAGCUACACGGUGUAUCUUCCAGAAAUGCUUGACAUACUUGAUGUUUGAUGCAUUCCAGAAGCCGUGCCGAAGCCGACAUUCCCUCAGAAGGCGUCUGAAGGAGUUUCCUCUGUUGAGCUAUGCCUCCAUGACCUGGGGACAGUAUUGCGGCUUGCAUGCCCCUGCUGGCUUCGUGCUUGACCACUCUGAGUUGGACGAGAUAAUGGCAUUCUUUGCAACAUGUGCCCUACAUAAUGGAGGUAACUUUAGAUCCUGGGUUCAGGUUUUGAUUCCCGAGGCUGCCACCGAAGAGGCUUGGUCCACAGAACCACUAUACUAUGCGUCUUCAUUUGGAAUGACACUCGUCGUGGAAAGGCUUAUCAAAAGCGGCAUCAACCUGGACUCCCCUGGUGGCCGUCACGAUGCUACUGCCCUUACAGUUGCGUCAUACAGAGGCCAGCUCGCAGUGGUCAAGAUGCUACUUGAUGCAGGUUCAGACCCAAACUUGAAAGAUUGCCAUGGAAUAACAAGCCUUGGAUGGGCAAAGAGGAAAGGCCACCGCGAGGUCGAAACGCUUCUAUUGGCAUAUGGUGCUCAGGUUCAGCUGGGGUAUUCCAAAGUGGUUGUGCCAAAGAAUACGCAACUGGCAGAUAGCGAGGACAGCGACUCUGCCGGUUAUGAAGAGUGA
This is a messenger RNA of Aspergillus pseudonomiae, 2334 nucleotides long. RefSeq lists its product as uncharacterized. The coding region runs from base 1 to 2334 and encodes 777 amino acids. Gene Ontology annotation, molecular function: protein binding. Lineage: Eukaryota; Fungi; Ascomycota; Eurotiomycetes; Eurotiales; Aspergillaceae. The transcript has 6 exons. The record is from RefSeq and is a predicted model, not a curated record.